AGCCAGCGGUGUUUUGAAAUGUUUCUAUCAUGCSCUCAUGUCGUGUAAGGUUUUAUGCCUGGAAGAAUUUUUGUAUAACAGAUAAAAUCAUGUAGUUUGAAAGUUAAUCUUUGAGGGUUGGACUGAACUCUUAUUGGGCUGUUUACAACUAAACGCAACACAUCCUGUGUGCUGUUUGUGAAGAAGUGAUGCAUUAUUCUUGAUUUUUAAAAAAUAUACAUAGGUUAAAGAUUUGUUUUGCCUCCAAAGUUUCAGCUUUGACCUCUUCAGUUUUUCCUUGUGUGUAGUCAAGGCUUUUAUCUAGUGGAAGCUUUUAAUUCCUGAAGAGAAAUCCUCUUAGGAUCUAUGCUCUAUUUCUGUUUGGUUCUAUUGGGUCUUUUUUGUUAAAUCUCCAUUAGACAAAGCUCAUUGGCUGGAAAAGACACACACACACACAAACACACACACACACACUGUCCAGCAACAGAUAGCUCAGACAAGUGAUCGAGAGGAGACCACUGCAUGGUUAACUGCUGCCACAACGAGAGAACUUUAUAGGGACUGUGGAAGGUAGCUUAUUAAAACCAUGUCUGGCAGGAUGAUUGAUCUGGAAGAGACCGCGACCCACACAGGUCCAAAGGGGGUCAUUAACGACUGGAGGAGGUUUAAGUUGGAAAGUAUGGACCGGGAAAAUCUGCCUCCUGCAAAAAAAGAACUGCUGAGACAAAUGUCGUCCCCAAACAAGUCCAAGGAUGACACAAGGGCGAACCUUAACCGCAAGAUGAGUGUUCAAGAGUAUGAACUGCUGAAGGAGGAGGAUGAAGGCUGUCUUAAAAAGUACAGAAGACAAUGCAUGGAGGAGAUGCACAACAAGCUCAGCUUCGGGCCCAAGUUUGAAGGCGUCCACGAGCUGGACAGCGGGGAGGCGUUCCUGGAAGUYAUCGAGAAGGAGCAUCACACCACCGUGGUGGUUGUCCACAUUUACAAAAUGGGAGUGAAAGGAUGCGAGCAGCUGAACAGCUGCCUGGACUGCUUGGCCACUGAGUACCCGACYGUAAAGUUCUGCAGGAUCGACGCUGUCUCGUCUGGCGCUGCCGAGCGUUUCUCUGACGAGUACUUACCGACGCUGUUGGUGUACAAGGCCGGAGAGCUGCUGGGUAACUUCCUGUCCUGCACCAAGCACCUAAACGAGGAGUUCUUCGCGACAGAUGUCGAGGCCUUCCUCAACAGCUACGGCCUGCUGCCGGAGAAAGACCUACCAGGGAUGGAGGAUGAUGAAGAACAUGAUGUGGAGUAAUCUGCCGAGGAAGAGAACGUGUUUUUUCAAGAGGCUGRAAAACCAGGUUUUAGUGAAAUGAUUUGUAAAUAAGAUCUGACAAGUGAAUGUUUUGGGUUUGGGGCAAAUAGGAAAACUCUUUUCCCACCAGAACACAUCCUUGGAUCUGUUAAAAUGUAGUCAGGAAAAUAUGGGAGCUGCUGAAUAACAGAAUUCCUCACCAGCACCACCGACCAAAGGAAAWACAAGCUAACUGCAAUUAUUUUUGCAAUGUUUCAUUUUUAAAAUUAGGAAUUAUUGCCKGCUGAAUGUUCUUGUAAAAAGAUUAUAUUUAACAGACUUUUUGUAGCUUUCAUCGUUGUCGACUCGAGUUAUUUAUAUUCAUGAAACACUCAUUAUUGUAACAUAUUGUUAUACAGCUUUAUGUAUUUGGGAUGAAAAAAUGUCKAAACUGUUUAAACUUUACAAAACCACACAGUAGGUACUGUAUGUAAAUGUUUUCAGUUUUGCAGAGGUUUUAAAAAUGGUCUCCAAUUUAAUAAACAUUUCCAACAAACUGUUUUUACAUGAGUUCAGGCAUUUUGCAUCAACAUUAAAGUAAUCAUAAUUACAGAAUUYAUAAUUCACCAAAGGUUGUAGCUAUUAUUUGUGUUUUAUAUAUAUUUUUUGGUUCUGUUAUGUUUAAUCCAGUGUAUACAACCAAAAUAAAACUUAUAAACAUUUUA
Molecule: messenger RNA, 1980 nt
Organism: Austrofundulus limnaeus
Lineage: Eukaryota; Metazoa; Chordata; Actinopteri; Cyprinodontiformes; Rivulidae
Gene: pdcb
Product: phosducin b
Exons: 4
Coding region: 566-1276 (236 amino acids)
Biological process (GO): regulation of G protein-coupled receptor signaling pathway
Cellular component (GO): photoreceptor outer segment
Source: RefSeq, a predicted model, not a curated record